Metarhizium album ARSEF 1941 is the source of this 1239-nucleotide messenger RNA. Its product is annotated as Glycoside hydrolase/deacetylase, beta/alpha-barrel. Gene Ontology annotation, biological process: carbohydrate metabolic process. Bases 1 to 1239 code for a protein of 412 amino acids. The transcript is spliced from 3 exons. Lineage: Eukaryota; Fungi; Ascomycota; Sordariomycetes; Hypocreales; Clavicipitaceae. Gene Ontology annotation, molecular function: hydrolase activity, acting on carbon-nitrogen (but not peptide) bonds. The record is from RefSeq and is a predicted model, not a curated record.
AUGAGGAAAGAAUGUGCGGCCCCGGCGAGGGAUCAUGCGAAAUGGGUUCCUGCUGCUCAGAAAUGGGGUUUUGCGGCACCACAGCCGCGUAUUGCUCAGGCUCGCAGUGUCAAUUGGACUACAGUCAUACUUGCGACACGCUGGCCUAUGAUCACGUCGUGCAAGCAGCCGGGGAUGGUGGCCUUGACCUUUGACGACGGCCCAUACAUCUAUACGGAGAAGAUUUUGAGUCUUCUCAGUCAGCUCAAGGUCAGGGCCACGUUCUUCAUCACGGGAGACAACCGGGCCAAGGGGCAUAUCGAUGACCCGGCGACCGAAUGGCCUGCUAUCUUGCGCCGCAUGUACCGCGCCGGCCACCAGAUUGCUAGUCACACGUGGACACAUCGUGAUUUGAACAAGGUCAACGAGACUGUCCGGCGAGCAGAGAUUAUCCACAACGAAAUGGCCAUCCGCAACGUGCUUGGCUGGAUGCCUACCUAUAUCAGGCCUCCAUUCCUAGAAUGCUCUGCCGGAUCGCAAUGCGAAGAUACCAUGAGUGACUUGGUAUACCACUCCAUUUCAGCCAACUUGGACACCAAAGACUACAUGUAUGACGAUCCGGCUCUCAUACAGAGGGCAAAGGACCGCUACUCCAGCACGCUGUCCCGGAACUCGAAGGAGAACUCGUAUAUUGUGCUGGCCCAUGAUGUCCAUGAGCAGACGGUGUUCAAUCUGACCGAAUUCAUGGUAAACCUUGCAAAAGAAAGAGGCUACAAGCUCGUAACGGUGGGCGAAUGCCUGGGGGACCCCGAAGAGAACUGGUACCGUCCGGCAGGGGGCUCUUCGAAGAUUGCCAGGACCGUUGGGAAGGGACUCUCUUGCUCCGAGCCAGACAGACCGUACGUCGCACCUGUUCCAUCUUCCCGGAAUACAGGCACCAAAAUAUCGCCCAACCAACGUUGCGGUGGAAGUACGGGAUAUGUCUGUCCAGGAUCUGGCUUUGGGCCCCUCCAAAGGCACACCAGUCGCCGGCGAGACUCCGUUGCUUGGACUAACCUUGUGAUACCAGUGGAUCAACUCCCGAGUUCUGUGGUACGGGAUGCGACAACGACUUUGGAGACUGCAACCCAUCUCCGCCAGGUAUUUGGGAUACCACGAAUGGCCUUUGUGGCGCUCGCUCCUCUGCAACGUGCCUCAACUUUCCAGGGAAGAGGUGUUGCUCGAGAUACGGAUAUUGCUUCCUUUGACACGCUGUUCUGA